This is a messenger RNA of Ctenocephalides felis (cat flea), 1621 nucleotides long. Its product is annotated as monocarboxylate transporter 7-like. The coding region runs from base 113 to 1621 and encodes 502 amino acids. Gene Ontology annotation, molecular function: monocarboxylic acid transmembrane transporter activity. The record is from RefSeq and is a predicted model, not a curated record. Lineage: Eukaryota; Metazoa; Arthropoda; Insecta; Siphonaptera; Pulicidae. Gene Ontology annotation, biological process: monocarboxylic acid transport; transmembrane transport. The transcript has 9 exons.
GGGAAACAUUAAUCAAUUCAACUACUUAUUGAGCAUUUAGUAAAAGCAAUGAUAAACAAAAUUUAAUUGUCUUUAAGUACAUGAAGGAUUCAAGUAAAGUUAUAUAUAAAUCAUGGCAGAUUCCAAAGGAUUUAUUGCUCCUGAUGGAGGCUGGGGAUGGAUGGUGGUCAUAGCAUUCGCUAUAGCCAAUAUGAUAGUUGUUCCGCUGAUUCACGGAUUCACUUUAAUUUACAAAGAUACAUUCGCAGAUAUUGGAAUGUCUACAACAAACGUUUCUGUAGUUUUAAGUAUAAACACAUCAUUUGGGAUGUUAUUAGGCCUUAUAAAUGGGCCUCUUUUAAGAAAAUAUGGCUUUCGGAAAAUGGCCUUGAUCGGAGGGGCUUUGACUACUAUUGGAAUUAUAGCAACUGCUCCUGCAAGAACUUUUGAACAUUUUAUUGCCACAUACAGUAUCAUAACUUCAAUUGGAUUCAGCCUAGUGUUUGCUUCAUACUCUUUAGCAUUAAAUACGUAUUUUAAAAAAAGGAGGCACAGGGCUGCUGGAAUCGCCAUGACAAUAACCGGUAUUGGGCCAAUUUUCGUUCCACACAUGAUAGCAUAUUUUCUUCAUAUGUAUGGAGCCUUUGGUUGCAUGUUAAUGUUUGGCGCUAUCGCGACCCACACAUUUGCAACCGCUUUAAUCCUGCAGCCAGUUAAGUGGCAUAUGAAGAAAGAUGAUUCUAAUCAAGAAAUGAAGGAAUUUGCAAAAAACGAGAAACUAGACCCUUCGAAGGAACUUGAAGAAAAACAAAAACUAUGUGCUGAUAUGAAUACAGAUAAAGAUUGUUCUGUGAAAUUGAAAUCAGAACCCAAAAUAGUGGACAGUAUUUGGGAUGUGUUUUUGUCCGAAGAAGAACAUGAGUAUUUGGAAAAGAAAAAAAAUCAGCGGCCAGUUACUUUAGCGAUGAUGGACGGAGAGCAAAUAUAUAAAAAUGAAACAUCAUCAAAAGAUCAGGAAAAUAUGUCUGCCACUACAACAUGCUGCACGAAAUUUACUAAUAAUAUCGUGCAGUUUUUCGAUUUGAAGUUAUUAGCAGAUUCAACGUACGUUGCAAUAAUGAUAGGAAUCUCAACUGCCAUUUUUUCGGAAAUGAAUUUCUCGAUGUUAACCCCGUUUAUACUUGGCGACAUGGGAUUAAACCGGAAUCAAAUCGCUUCCGUAAUGUCGGCGAUUGCAAUUUCCGACAUCAUUACGAGAUUCGUGUGUCCAUUCAUUGGUGACUAUUUUAAACAGUCGCCGAGGAUGAUGUUUUCGCACAGUGUUGUUAUAUUGAUUUUAAUUAGAACAGGUUUGAUUUAUUCCACCACCUAUUUGCAAAUAAUGUUGUGCGGUUUAGUCAUUGGUGUGUCCAAAGGCAUUCGAACAGUCUAUUCUGGACUGAUUAUACCAAAUUAUGUUCCAUUAGAUAGAUUACCAUGUGCCUUCGGUUUACAAAAUGUAUCAAAUGGUAUAUUUGUUCUAGGAUUUGGACCUUUACUAGGUAUUAUACGUGAUUCUUCCGGAUCUUAUACAAAAGUGAUGAUUUUUCUAAAUGCUGUUAUGCUUUUUAUUAUUGUUUUAUGGGGCGCAGAAAAUUGGUGA